AACAAAUGGACGCACGUGCCCAAUUGACAAUCAAGAGCUAAAAGAAAACGAGGUACGUACUGUAUCAACAUCCCACAAAGUGUGCAAAUUUUCACAAUUGUACGUUUUAGGAAGAAGGGAAAAAGGGAAAAGUUUGGCAUCAGUACAUCUUAAACAUUAUUGGAUAUGGACCCCAACGAAAUCGUCUCAUGCAUCAGUUAAUGUUAUUUUACCUAUUAUAAGCUAAAAAAUGAAAAUUCAUUUCGUCUUUACCGAAAAUCACCCAUACAGUUAGAAAGAUAACAAAAAAGACAAUAGCCGGUUCCCCUUAUUCGCGAAGGGCCGCAGAGGAUUGUGUUAAAUGUAUUCAGCAAGCUCCAAUAUGGCGUCCAAUUUUAUUGACGAGGAGCCAUCUUCUUCUAUAGCGUUAUUUCUCUGCCAUCUCCGCCAAACUCUAGUUCUUUUCAGAACUCUUGCACGGGUUUGGUCUCGGAGAUACCAUACUAAACAUUCCAGGCUUCAUGGGCGGUAAAGACCAGUUAACUGUGGAAGAAGAGACAAAAACAAGGAGAAUUGCCUCCGUACGUAUACAUGUUGAGCGGGCAGUUGAACGAAUUCAAAACUAUAGGAUACUGCAAAGAAUGUAUCCAACAUGCAUGAUUGCAGAACUGAAUAAAAUUUGGGUGAUUUGUUGUUACCUUGUUAAUUUUUUACCUCCCUUAGUCAGUGAUGGUAAUACAUAAUAGAUGAAAACUGUUAUGGUAAGUUACCAAAAAACCAGUAGGUAUAUAAAAUAAAACAAGAUUCUUUUAAUCUAUUGAGCAUCUUGUACCUAGGGUUAUUAGCAUAGAGGUAUAUUUUUCUGUGGUAGAGCCCUACAUACAUUAGUCGACUUCAGUGAGUAUUAUAGUCUAAGAGUACUAGUAAGUUAGUUGCACAAACAUCACAUUUUGCUGCUGCAACCUGUUGUGACAUUGGAAAGACUUGCCAUAUAAACAUGAUAUUUGUGAGUUUAUAAUAUUUGGUUCAUGUUAUGUAAUGAUUUAUUAUAUAUACCCCUUGGUAAAAAUAUGAAUGUUAUAAUUAUUUCGUUCAAUAUUAACAUUUAUUUCACUGAACUCAUGCCUUUAGAAUUGCUGGCAUCAUAAAUUUAAAAUAAAAAUCUGAGAGUUUAGGAUGCAUGUUCUUGUUCCAUAAUUUUUUGUCAAAAUUAAUUCUUUCUAUACAAAUAUCUUCGUGUGUAUAAACUAUGAAAUCUACAAAAGGUAAGGAAAAUUCUCCGAAUUUUCCACCAAAUGCUCGUGAAUAAACGCGUAUUCAAAGGCCGGAAGAUCAAUGAAAGAUCGAAUCCAACCAUUUCCACGCUGGUUGAUGUCAACAUUUCCUUCGACAUUACUGUUCGGACAAACGUUUUCCACUGGUGUCUACCACCUUCUACUGGUAUCCAGAGACCAAACUUGUGCAAGAGUUCUGAAAAGAACCAGAGUUUGGCUGAGAUGACAGAGAAAUAACAUUAGAAGUAGAUGGCUCCUCGUCAAUAAAAUUGGUCGUCAUAUAUUGGAGCUUGCUGAAUACAUUUACCACAAAUAAGGGGAACCCGGCUAUUGAUUGAGUAGUAGGCUACGAUUUUCUAAUCCUGUUUUGAGACGGAAGGUUAUAAGCUCAGACACAAGAUGCUCGACCUUGAAUGACCAGAAGGAGAACUAAAAAUAACUGCUAAAAAAGACAAAACCCUGCCAGAAAAGGACAAAAAUCACAAAAUAACGUGUCAAAAGUUGUCCAAAACGUCAAAAGUUGCCGAAAAGCUGCCGAGCAUCUUGUGUCUAAGCCUAGUGAAAAGUUGCUGAAAAGUUGCCGAGCAUCUUGUGUCUAAGCCUAGUAGGACUGUUCGGUAUACCGAUAUACCGAAAAUAUCGGUAUUAAAUCAAUAUCGGUAUAUCGAUACCGGAAUUUCGGAUAUACCGGAAUUUUUCGGUAUACCGUGUUAUAUUUACCAACUAUAUGGCGAAACCGUAACCUUUAUUUUACUACUGAAUGGCAAUUCAAAGAACUUUCUACUGCAAUGAUUUAGAAUUUCCACUUCAGUGAGAUUUUACACUGAAUACGUGCAUGUCGUUCGAAACAUGUUCGAAACAGCUUCGAAAUUAUCGUUUUCCCUUUUAGAAUUACUCAAAAUUUCCUUCAAACUUCCAUUAAAGAAUUUUCCUUUAUAAUUAUCAAAGGAAAACCGAUAUACCGAUAAUAUCGGUAUAAUUUUUUCGGUAUACCGAUACCGGAAAUUUCUCAUACCGAACAUUCCUAAACCCUAGAAGGUUAACCUUCUCGACCUACUAUUACAGUAUACGCCUAUCGACCUUACCUAAGCAUAAAUUAUUGAUGUUCUUUAACAGGUUUUAUUGACGUGAAUGACUUGAAAAGUUUCCUGGGACAUCUCUCUUUAGGAACAUUAGUUACGGCUGCCACAGAGCAGUUUUAAGUAAAACAUUGACUGUCUCUACAUUAUGAUAUUUGUGAUGUUACUCUGAGUGUAUAUCCACACCGGGGGAGCUUGAAAAAUAUGCCCGGCGACGGUGGGAUUCGAACCUACGACCUUUGGAAUACUAGCCCAAUACUCUUCCAACUGAGCUACGCGGUCAGGACGGUUCGAGUAAGUGAUAUUUCGGAACAGAAUCUAGUUCCUUCGAUACCAAUGUAUUCUAGUAAUAUGAUUUUUUUGUGUUGGUGUUGGUACUCAGGUGAAUAUGAUAUCACAAAUAUCAUAUUCACCUGAGUACACAACACCAACACAGAAAAAAUCAUAUUACUAGAAUACAUUGGUAUCGAAGGAACUGGAUUCUGUUCCGAAAUAUCACUUACUCGAACCGUCCUGACCGCGUAGCUCAGUUGGAAGAGCAUUGGGCUAGUAUUCCAAAGGUCGUAGGUUCGAAUCCCACCGUGGCCGGGCAUAUUUUUCAAGCUCCCCCGGUGUGGAUAUACACUCAGAGUAACAUCACAAAUAUCAUAUUCACCUGAGUACACAACACCAACACAGAAAAAAUCAUGUCUCUACAUUGAUAACAUGUGGAAAAAACAUUGAUAGCGCCUCGUUUUAUAACACACUUUUCGGUGUUUAAUAUACUGGCAAUAAACCCUUUCUCAUUUAUGAUAUAUGAUAUAUUACUAUAGCCCUACUAUAUACCAUGGAUAAUAAAACAACUGGAUAUAAGAAACUCAUGAUCGCUCAUGAUCGAAAGAUAAUGCAACCAUUUUUAAUCUCAAUAUAACAACUGGAAUGGGAAAAUUAUAGCAAAAGCAGUUGAACUUUACUAUAUUGAAUCACGAAUUUUGUGCGUCAGCUAGUUUCGUAUCUAUUUUUGAAAUAUCAAUGAUACUAUAUGUUUGAAUUAGAGUCUAGCGCAUAUUGCAAAGCAAAUGAGAAUUCCACAAUUUUAUUAUCUACCUCUCACGAAAAUUCUUAUGCCACCCAGGGAGAGAAGGCACGGAAUGCAUUAUCACAUGGCGAAACCAUAUAACAUCUUUGUACAUAUAUUAAAGAGUAUAAAGUAUGUAAAUAAAAUCGACACAAAGCAAGUACGGUACGGAAUUUUAAAUGUUUCCACUUACCCAAACAUAGCCAAAACAACGAUUAUAUUAUUAAAACUAUCAGUUUCGUCUUCGACAAAAUUCGUGUUUAUAGAUCGGAAGAGCGUCGUGUUACGGUUGACAGCCAAUAAUUCAUGAAACUGCAGGCUUAUUUCCAGUUUAAAUAAAAAAUUUAAAUUAAAAUCAAUAUGCUGUAAAACAGCAAAAUACGUCUUUGCAAACUGAAAACAAAUUUUUAAACAGACAUUGUUCUCGCGCAUGCGCAUAACAUCAAAAACCGUCCAUGACAUAAUCAAAAUAGAUCAUUCGCUAUGUUCUCACAUGCCCGGCCCGAGUGUAAAUAGCCGUGCGGAAUUAGUACUCUCUCCCCAGACGUACGCGGGCUCCGGCCCGGGGAUGAUUUGCGACAAGCAAUAUUUAUAACCCCAAAAGGUGUAGUAAUUUAGCAAUCCCAAAUUGACUUACAGCUAUAAAGUAAACACGUACGGGGAAGUACAGCACUUUAAUAAACCGCUAAACGCGACAGCUAUUAAUUUCCCCUUAUUUUACUAGUGGCAAUAAAAUAAAAUAAUCAAUUAUUGUUUUCAGUUGGAGUUUCUUUUGUCUUUCUCUCGGUUUUCUCUAUUUGAUAUAUGAGCAAAAACUAUUUUUGUAUUGACAGCACAUAUCCACUCUCCCACCCUUCCCUAGUGCCACACUUCCACGUAGCACCUAAAAUCUGGGUGCCACGUGAGUAUCUCGGGGGGUAGUGGACGUCUUGGACAGGUUGUUUUGACCAUUGAUCCAGUUAAUCCUGUUAAUCCCAAUGUUUUCCACUUUCAUGGAAACGUCUAUAUUUUAUGGAAUUUUUGAAGUGAAAUGGAACUUUUUGUUGGUGCUGGGAAAAACGAUGGAAAUUCUAUGGAAACUCGACAUUAGUAAAUUGUACGAAAAUAUACGUUGAAAGUCCAAUAGACAAAUUUGGCUAACGUUGUUUCACUCGUGUAGAUAAUUUUAAAGCUUAGUUACUGUUCUUCUAUUCUAUGCUUCUGUAAACUAGAACAAUAGGCAUGUGAUCUAAUAUUGUGACUUGGGUAUACAAACGUUGGCAAAAUUUUUCUAUCAAUCCAAUUUUCAAUGAAACGCUAAGUUACAUAUAAUAUGACGCAUAUUAUGGACCUAGUGCUUUCUAGAUCUUCCUAUAUACAUCUGUGUCUGCAUAUUCAGACUUACUCCAUCGGCGUCGGGUGAUAGAUUUUUGACGGGCCUUAGGUAUGACUGGUAAUAUUUUGAACGGUCUGUGCCAAUAAAAUUAGCGCCAAUAAUAAGAAAGCUCCGGAUUGCUAUAUAGGGAUAUAUCUACCUGAACAAUACAAGUAAAACUUCGACGUUUCGAGCGAAGGCCCUUCGUCAGGAAGUUAGUAGUUACUAACAGUUUUUCUUCUUUCAUUGUUUCAAAUUUUCUGGGGACUUAAACAUAUCCUGGGGGACAAUUGGUCCCGUCGUUCCGAUACUUUUCCUAGCUUGUGCGUGACUAUUUUUAACAUGCGUUAAAACCAUGCAGUACAAGUGUUUGCUUCACCUUUAUUCUCGACUAUAAUGUUAUUCAUAAUGUUUUUACAGUUAUAUCCCGACAAUUUUGCAAAGAGAGAAAUAAAUCAGUUCACUGUCAAAUGCCGCACUGUAAAGCACAAGAAGGAAUGUCCAUGGACUGGUCCCUUGCAGAAUAUUGAGGUAAAUAUAGUUUCUCUUCGUUUUUAAAUGCAUGGUAACAAUACGCUUUUUUAUCUCUAUCAAAGAUGAACUGCGUGUAUUAAAUGACUGCAUGAGUGCUCUAAGACAUGGCCAGAAAUUGCGGACAUGGAUUCUGAGCAUGUGCGAACUUUCACAAACAAAAUGGCGGAUUUGUUAUAUAUAAAUCAUUAGGAGUGGCGCGGUUUUUUUCAAUUUAAACGUGUUUGAUAAUAGCUAUGUCAUUUGCAGACUUCGCAAUAUUAUAAAUUAUAUCUGGACCAUAAAACAGAAAAGUUUCGCAUCGAAAUCUUACCUAUAAGUUGUUCCAUUAUUCACGUUCACUUCAUAGUACAUCGGCGUAUAAUAAAGUAUAAUAAAACUUGAGAAAAUCGUUGAAAACGUACAUUUUGCUCUGGCCGCAUGUAUCCCUCGAACCCUUCGUGAAAUUUGCAGACUUCGCGUCGUAAAAUAUAUGUUGUCCCCUGCUUGUAUACAUAAUUUCAUAGUGAUACGAAUUUUUUAACUUGUUCCAAUUUACGGGACAAAAUGUUGAUAUUUACCCAUAAAUACCCUGUCCGUAGACCGUAAAACAUUGCAAGAAGAACGAUGUUUAAUGAAUUGUCGUCCAUGUUUGAUAUCAACAAGAAGCUUAGGAACCAGGCUUUCUUCCAGUGCGGGUUACACAGAGGGAUAACGAUGUAUACACAAAAUAUUAGAGUCGUUUACCAUGCGCAUCACUUUAUAUCCCAUCAUAAUAAAUGAACGGUAUGUAAAAGGCCGACAGUACCUAUUAUAUCUAUUUUUCUGCUUUAGUUAAACAAAAAACCAAGCAAAAUGUAUUUUUUUAGUUAAAACUUGCGUUUGUUAGGUAUGAAUAACUUUUCAGAGGAAAAACCGCUGAGAUAUAUUGCGGGCGCAUGUCCUGAAUUUCUGGCCAUGAUAUCAUUUGUAACACUCCUUCAGCAUCUAUUGUUCAACUGAAAAUAAAGUGGGAAAUAAAAAUAUAUAUAUAUAUGUAUAUAUGUUUUUGUGGCAGCUUGCAUGUAGAAUAUGUGAUUUGGUGUGGAUGCGUAUCAAGCCUAUACAGAAAAAUUCUGAGCCCUAACGGCUCUGAGUAUAGGCUUGAUACACAUCCUUGCUUUGACAGUGACAAGUAUAGCGGGACAAAAAGCGUUAUCAGUGACAAAAAAACGAUAUCAGUGACGCCCCCUGCUUUCGAAGGCCGUACGACGAUACCAUGUCUUGUGGAAGAUAUGCGCGGUUACACAGAUGAUACUUAUAUGGAUGUAGUUUGGAAAUAUUCAUUUUCAAUAUUUCCAGGAACAUUUGAAAAUAUGUGAGUUUGUUGAAGUUCCAUGUCCAAAAGGCUGCAACCAAAAUGUGGAGAGAAACGUUUUGGAGCAUCAUUUGAAGAAAGCGUGUUCAAAAAGAACCAUUACCUGUCAAAAUUGCAAGACUGAAGUGCAGCACAAGAAUUAUAAG
Paramuricea clavata is the source of this 6756-nucleotide messenger RNA. The record is from the annotation of a GenBank genome assembly. Lineage: Eukaryota; Metazoa; Cnidaria; Anthozoa; Malacalcyonacea; Plexauridae.